AAUGGAAGCCUGUGGGCAGUGUUGUGGGAGCACACACACACACACACACACCCGCGCAUGCACACACAUUCGCAUUGGUGACCUCUACAUAUAUUCAGAGCCUCCCUGGCCCUCCUCAAGGGUCCUGCAAAAGUAGCCCCGAGGUCCAGCCCUGCAGGAGUCCCAGCUGGCGCUUGCAGGAGUUCUGGCCCACUCUGAAGACAGAGGCUUCUCCAGGUUCUUUCUCUCGCAUCUCCAUUCUUGCCAACGGAUGCAGGACGCUGUUGUCUCCCUGCAUGAUGACAUGUUCACAGACCUGCUCCCGCAUCCUGGGGCUGAGCCUCAGUACUACAGCUCUGGUUGCUGCUGGGGCCAACGUGGCGCUCCUCUUUCCUAACUGGGAUGUAACCUACCUGUUGAGGGGCCUCAUUGGCAGGCAUGCCUUGCUGGGCUCUGGACUCUGGGGAGGAGGCUUCAUGGUACUCACUGCAGCUACCCUCAUCUCCUUGAUGGGAUGGAGAUAUGGAUGCUUCAGUAAGAGUGGGCCCUGCCAAAGUAUGCUCACUGCUUUGUUUUCAAGUGGACUGGCUUUGCUUGGAGCCUUGAUUUGCUUUAUCACUUCUGGAGUAGCCCUGAAAGAUGGUCCUUUCUGUAUGUUUGAUGUCUCAUCCUUCAAUCAGACGCAAACUUGGAAAUAUGGUUACCCAUUCAAAGACAUGCAUAACAGGAAUUAUUUGUAUGACUAUUCACUCUGGAACUCUGGCUGCCUGGAGCCUUCUAAAGCUGUUGUUUGGCACGUGUCCUUCUUCUCCACCCUUCUGUGCAUCAGCCUCCUCCAGAUUUUCCUGGUAGUCAUUUAUUUCUUCAACAGCAUCCUGGGCCUUUUCUGCAGCCUCUGUGAGAAGUCAUAGGUAAUGCCCUUUCAUGGUGAGAGUUUUCAUCAGAAGCUGUCUUGAAUCCUCUCUGCAACUAGGACUUAUGGGUAUGAAUCAUAAACAAACUUCCCUUUUAUUAUUCCCUGUAGGAAUAAUAAAAAUAAUAAUUCCUUGCAUGUAUGUUGAAUGAUAUGUUUUUUAAAUCACAUUGUAAACUGCAAGAUGAUAUUUUUGUAGAAGGAAUAAUUAAGUCAUUAUUGUGUAGGUACUUACACUCCAUAAAAUGUCCUCCAGCCAUGAUCUCAUUUCAGCCUCUCAACAACCCCGUAAAAUCUGUCACAUGUCAUACAUAGAGAAGUUAAGGCUCCUAGAGGAUAACGGAUUGGCUGCCCAAAAGCACUCAACUAAGUUCAGGUAACGUCAGUACCUGAGGCCCUAUCUUCUAAAUUCAAGUUCACCAGUUGUUACGGACUGAACUGGGUGCCCCCAAAUUCACAGGUUGAAGCCUUAAUCACAAUUGUGACUUUAUUUGGAGAUAGGAUUAAGGUUAAAUGAGGUCAUAAGGAAAGGACCCUAAUCUAGUAGGACUGGCAUCCUUAUAUGAAGAGGAUGAGAUACCAGAUCUCUCACUCCACACGAGCACAGAAG
Molecule: messenger RNA, 1502 nt
Organism: Rhinolophus ferrumequinum (greater horseshoe bat)
Lineage: Eukaryota; Metazoa; Chordata; Mammalia; Chiroptera; Rhinolophidae
Gene: TM4SF19
Product: transmembrane 4 L six family member 19
Exons: 5
Coding region: 276-890 (204 amino acids)
Cellular component (GO): membrane
Source: RefSeq, a predicted model, not a curated record